GUCACAACUGGAUUUAGGAUGAUAUAAUGGAGAAUAACUAUUAAUAUUUUUUCCAGCCCUGAUAAAGUGCAGACAUGGGGAAGGAAAACUGCACCACUGUGACCAAGUUCAUUCUCCUCGGGUUCUCUGAUGCCCCUGACUUGAGAGUCUUCCUCUUCCUGGUGUUUCUUGUCAUCUACGGAGUCACGGUUUGGGGCAACCUGGGCAUGAUUGCGCUGAUUCAUGUCAGCCCUCGGCUCCACACCCCCAUGUACUUUUUCCUCAGCCACUUGUCCUUUGUGGAUUUCUGUUACUCCACCGUCAUUGUGCCAAAGAUGCUAGACAGUAUCUUCAAGGAAGACAAAACCAUUUCCUUCCUGGGAUGUGCUGUGCAAUUCUACUUGUUUUGCACGUGUGGGGUAAUCGAGGUCAUCCUGCUGGCUGUGAUGGCCUAUGACCGCUUUGUGGCCAUCUGUGACCCUCUGCUGUACAUGGUGACCAUGUCCCGAAGCCUCUGUGUGGAGCUGGUGUCUUGCUGCUACCUCUGUGGGACUGUGUGUUCUCUGAUUCACUUGGGUUUAGCUCUUAAGGUCCCAUCCUACAGAUCAAAUGUGAUUAACCACUUCUUCUGUGAUCUACCCCCGCUUUUAUCUCUUGCCUGCUCUGAUGUCACUGUGAAUCAAUUGCUGCUAUACGUUGUGGCCACUUUCAAUGAGAUCAUCACCAUCGUGAUCAUCCUCACCUCCUACUUGUUUAUUCUCAUCACCAUCCUGAGGAUGCCCUCUGCAGAGGGCAGGUCCAAAGCCUUUUCCACCUGUGUCUCCCACCUCGCAGCCAUCAUUGUCUUGCAGGGAACAAUCCUUUUCAUUUAUUUGCCCCGGUCUGGCAGCAGUAGGGAUGCUGACAAAGUGGCCACGGUGUUCUACACUGUGGUGAUUCCCAUGCUGAACCCCCUGAUCUAUAGUCUGAGGAAUAAGGACAUGAAGGAAGCCCUCAGAAAAGUGGUGAACUCCACAAUACUUUCCUAGAGAACAGUUUUCUAGCAGAACUCAGAGCCCCAAAGUGGAGG
Molecule: messenger RNA, 1048 nt
Organism: Vicugna pacos (alpaca)
Lineage: Eukaryota; Metazoa; Chordata; Mammalia; Artiodactyla; Camelidae
Product: olfactory receptor 5L2-like
Biological process (GO): G protein-coupled receptor signaling pathway
Cellular component (GO): membrane
Molecular function (GO): G protein-coupled receptor activity; olfactory receptor activity
Source: RefSeq, a predicted model, not a curated record